This is a messenger RNA of Uncinocarpus reesii 1704, 2172 nucleotides long. RefSeq lists its product as uncharacterized. Bases 1 to 2172 code for a protein of 723 amino acids. The record is from RefSeq and is a predicted model, not a curated record. Gene Ontology annotation, cellular component: membrane. Gene Ontology annotation, biological process: transmembrane transport. Gene Ontology annotation, molecular function: sulfate transmembrane transporter activity. NCBI's taxonomy places the organism in Eukaryota, Fungi, Ascomycota, Eurotiomycetes, Onygenales, Onygenaceae. The transcript has 4 exons.
AUGACAAGGCCGGCGACCGAUUCUCAGGCUGGCAGCGAUCUGAUGGAGGACGAAGGAUCUCGCCUCCUAGAUUCUGAUCGCACCAAUAUAGCCUCUGGCGGUUCAGGACAUGGAACGUUCUCUUCUGAUUCUCAAACAUACCUUGAUCAUGGUACAAAUAUAGGCCCUGGUCAACAGCAUGGAAGCUCGUUCCCUGAGAGCUCGAGUCAAAGUGUAAGAGGCGAUGGGAUCUCUUCGAUUCCGCUUCAUGUUGCGACGGGUAAAUCAGCAACCAAGCAACUGGCCGAUGUGCACGGCGUGAAGAACCAGAAGAUUAUGUACCUCUCGUACUACGUACCAUUCUUCAACUGGAUAUCCCAAUACCAAUGGAAAUAUCUUCGUGGCGAUUUCGUUUCGGCCUUGACUGUGGCCUCGGUCUACAUCCCGCUUGGCUUGUCUCUCGCGUCUAACGUCGCCCACAUACCUGCGCUGAACGGACUCUACUCCUUUGUUUUCCACCCAUUUAUCUAUGCUCUCCUUGGAAGUAGCCCGCAAGUGAUAGUGGGCCCAGAGGCGCCGGGCUCCUUGUUGGUUGGGACGGUUGUUCGCAGCGCUGUGAACGACGGGAAAUCCAUUGAUGACGAUCUUUUGGCAAAUGCGCAAAUCGCUGGAAUAGUCACCGGGAUGGCGGGUGCAAUGAUCCUGAUCGCAGGCCUUACUAGGCUUGGGUUCCUGGAUAACAUUCUCAGUCGGCCCUUUCUGCGUGGUUUUAUCAGUGCCAUUGGAUUCGUCAUCUUCGUCGACCAGCUGGUUCCAGAGAUGGGCCUGAACAACCGUGCCAAGGACAAUGGUUUGGUCACUCAUGGGAGCAGUUGGGAUAAGCUGAUGUUUCUGUUUCAAAAUGCUCAAUACAGCCAUGCAUUGACCUGUGCCGUUGCAUUCGGUAGUUUUGCUAUAAUUAUGAUGUUCCGUACAAUGAAGAAAUACUUGGAACCACGGUUCCCAACCAUCGUUUUCUUCCCCGAUCAGCUGCUCGUUGUUGUUCUCUCCGCAGUCCUCACCUGGAAACUUGGCUGGGAUAAGAAAGGACUGGACAUCUUGGGUGAUGUCAGAGAAAGUGGAAACCAUUCGUUUGCCUUCCGCUGGCCUUUCCAUUGGGAACAACUCGAUCAUAUACGAACCGCAAUGAGUACUUCAUUCAUUAUAUCAUUACUUGGGUUUUUUGAAUCGUCAAUUGCUGCCAAAGGCCUUCGAAAUACAGGCCGAGAUGGAAUUGACGGCAUGACGUACAGUCCAAACCGGGAGCUUGUUGCCCUGGGAGCAGCCAACAUCAUUGGCGGAUGUUUCAUGGCAUUGCCUUCAUUUGGUGGUUAUGGAAGAAGUAAGCUGAGUGCCGCGACUGGCGCGAAGACUCCAAUGAGCAGCGUCUUUCUAUGUCUUAUUACGGUGAUAUGCAUCGUGUACCUGCUGCCCUGGUUUUACUAUCUUCCGAUGUCUGUUUUGUCCGCUGUUAUAUCCGUUGUCUCGUGGUCGCUCAUUGAAGAAUGUCCACACGAUAUCCGAUUCUUCAUUCGCAUUCGCGGCUGGUCAGAAUUAAUCCUCAUGCUUCUUAUUUUCCUUUCCACCGUUUUCUACUCGCUAUAUCUUGGAAUCGCGUUGGGAAUGGGACUCUCCAUCCUCCAAGUGAUUCGGCAUGCAACCAAACCACGCAUCCAAAUCCUUGGCAAGGUCUCCGGAACCGAUAGUCGGUUUGAAAAUGCAGAGCUUCACCCUGAAAGGGUAGAAUUCAUCGAAGGCUGCCUGAUUGUCAAAAUCCCGGAACCACUUACAUUUGCGAAUACGGGAGACCUGAAAAACCGCCUACGACGCCUUGAAUUCUACGGCACCAAUGCCGCGCACCCGGCUCUACCUCGCGUCCGAUCGCCGGAGCACAAUCGGAAUAUGAUCUUUGAUAUCCACGGCGUAACGAGCAUUGAUGGCUCCGGCAUUCAGGAGCUUUCGGAAAUCGUCCAGGAGUACGUUAAACAAGACGUUAGAGUGUUCUUCUGCCGCAUUCCCCGGCCAGAAAGUGGAGUUUUCCGACUGAUGGUGAAGAGUGGUAUCGUGGAUAUCUGUGGAGGAAUGACUCAUUUUGUGGAAAGUGUUGAUGAGGCGCUGAAGCUGACAGAGACGCCGCAUGUUCACGAAGAUUGA